Emiliania huxleyi CCMP1516 is the source of this 858-nucleotide messenger RNA. RefSeq lists its product as hypothetical. Lineage: Eukaryota; Haptophyta; Isochrysidales; Noelaerhabdaceae. The record is from RefSeq and is a predicted model, not a curated record. The transcript has a single exon. Bases 1 to 612 code for a protein of 203 amino acids.
AUGGUUGGGCGGUGCGGGUUCAUGGGGUGCUGCCUCCCUGACCGGCACACUGGCCUGUGCCAGCCGCGUGCUUUAUCGCGGCGUAUCGGUCGCAACAGCAACAAAGCGCGCCGCAACAUACUCAUCCGCAUCCCCUGCCGCAAGCUCAAGCCGCCGGGCCCGAAGAAGAGGGUGCCGGUGGGUCCGCAGCACCAGGUGGAUGUCCCCGAGUUUAACCCACAGCACCUGGAUGUCCUUCCCUUUUGCGCCGCGGCGAACGAUCGGGAUCAGCGCGUCGCCAUGACGACCUUCUCCGAGGUGGAGGCGGUAUUCCGGGCGGAGAAGGAGGCGGCGCUGGCAUGGGAGGCGAGGAAGCUGGCGGCAACGCGAGCGGCUGGCGAGAGUGCCUCUGCAUCCGGCCUCGAUGAAGCGCCGUUACUACUCCAGCCGCUCGACACGAACGCCAUGCUCACGCCGCAGAAAACGGCGGCGACGGUCUUCGCCACCGUCGUCUCUGCCGGCCCGCCGCAGCCCAUUACCAAGAAGUCGGUGUCGGCCGCUCCAGCGCCGGCGGUGCGGGCGACGCUCCGGAGCGCACUGCUCACGCGUAACGGCUCGCGGAGCAAGGGCUGAGGGACGCGCGCAACUCGGGGCGACGUGCUGCUAGGAUGCUGCAGGUCCUGGAUCUCUUGCUCGCGCGAGCGUGUCUCCGUGUGCAUCACACACCCUGGAGUUCUCUUCACCGCCCCCACACUUAGGGGACCCCUAGGCUUAAAAGGGUGGGCCCUGGGGCGCCUGCGGCUUAAACGGCUUAAAACCGGCCAUGGCCGGUUUUAAGAGCUGCUGGGCCGCCAAUUCCUUAAACGGGCUUAAACACUU